AACCAACUUUCUCAUAUGCUUGUUGCUCAAAGGAAGGAAUAUGCAGAUGAAGCUAACAGUUCUUUCCCGGAAGAUAACCAUCCUACAAAUACAGGUCACUCAAUCACAACUUGUCGCUCAGUUAGACUCAAGUUGUUGUGGAGAGACCCAGAGUUUCGUGCAAAGAAUUUGGCUGGUAGGAGAGCGAGUCACGUGUUGUUGAAACAAUCAACGGUUGUUCGAGAGCGUUGGAAGAACCCACAAUUUCGGAAGAAAGUUUGUGAAGCACUAAAGGGAAGAAGUGCUUGGAAUAAAGGAAAGCGCUUGUCAAGAGAAACCAGAAUACGGAUGAGUAUCGCUGCCAAGAAAAGACACGAGCUUAAAAAAGAUAAACUUAUGAGUUCCUCUUCCAACAUAUUGUUUGUUGAAAAUCAACAGCAUUGUGAACUUUCUCAAGUGCUUCUACAGAGACUACAAUAUUUGUACAAGGAUCUCAAAUUGUGGAGUGAUGGUUUCCGUUCCACUUACACUCGACUGCCUAGAAUGAGUGAUGUAGAAAAGUCAUGUGCUCCGAUACUGCUGUUAAAGAUAAACAGAUACUUAGAACUGAGGAAUAUACUGAGAAGUAAGCCAUACUGCAUGAAUUUUGGAAAUAUGGUUAUCUUGAAAGAAGAUACGGAAAAGGAGUAUAAGCAGAUUUUUUUGGAUGGCAAGGAAAUUCGAUAGUCUUUCGACAUGAUCUUUUUGUAGGAUGAUGUGCCCGUCAAACUGACGUAAAUAGCAGCGACGUAUUGGGAAGAUGUACUGCAUUUUUGUACGUAUUUCUGUUAUCGACACUGUAUAAAAUUUGUGUAUCAGACAACUAUGAAUAUGCCUUGUACUACAAGUCUAGAAAAGAAACACAACCUUUCAUUCUCCUUGCUGUUCAGAAAGUUUGCAGACAUUUGAUGAAAUGUAUUGUGAAUGUAUUCUUGUUUUGAAAGGAUAGGAUUUCUUCAUAUGGACUAGAUAAUGAGUUGACUCUGAACGGAAUGGAGGGAUUCUGCAAGGUAAACUACAUUCUUGUGGAUGAAGGUAUUUAGAGAAGUUAUCAAGGGAUACAGGUGACCAUUGUUUUAAAGUGAUUCUGUAACAACAUCACUUGUAAUUUUCUUAUUUUGUAUAAAAUACUCAUUUUUUUC
This is a messenger RNA of Galdieria sulphuraria, 1160 nucleotides long. RefSeq lists its product as uncharacterized. The record is from RefSeq and is a predicted model, not a curated record. Lineage: Eukaryota; Rhodophyta; Bangiophyceae; Galdieriales; Galdieriaceae. Bases 16 to 705 code for a protein of 229 amino acids. Gene Ontology annotation, molecular function: DNA binding. The transcript has a single exon.